Molecule: messenger RNA, 1689 nt
Organism: Haplochromis burtoni (Burton's mouthbrooder)
Lineage: Eukaryota; Metazoa; Chordata; Actinopteri; Cichliformes; Cichlidae
Product: extended synaptotagmin-3
Biological process (GO): lipid transport
Molecular function (GO): lipid binding
Source: RefSeq, a predicted model, not a curated record
AAAUUAAGCUGACUGUAUUCCCCACCCAUGGGCGCAGGUGUGUCUACCUGCCAUGGGAAGUUUCGAACGCGGAAGUUUGUAGGACUGUCAUGGUUGCAGGGAGAGUGCGGCGGACUGGUUUAGCUGCUCUGUAAAACGAAAUACGCAAAACAGCAUCUUGUUCGGGCGCUGCGCCUACACAGGUUUUCUGGACUUCCCGACCCGAGUCGUCAGCCGUACAACGACCCAAUGGCAUCUCCCGGACCGGGGAGUACCACCGGCCCGGUGCAGGGAGCGGGGCUCGGGGAGAGCCCGUCGAUGAGCACUGAGAAACUGAGCUCCUCGGCUGUCAAUCGCAUGUUAAUGGAGUUUCUGAUUUACUGCGGGAGGGCCGUGUUCAUCUUCUACCCCGUAUACCUGACGGGUUACCUGGGCCUCAGCAUUAGCUGGGUGCUGCUGUGUAUGUUUGUGCUCACUUGGUGGAAGAAAAAUCGUCAGUGGAAGGACGCCCGGAUCGGAUCGGCUAUUGACUUUGUGGACAAUGAAAAGCACACGAUCAACACCGAGCUGAAAGGUUCCCUACAAAUGGCAUCUUGGGUGAAUUUCACUGAUGUGGAGAAGGCACAGUGGCUUAACAAGGUGUUGGAGCAGGCGUGGCCCUUCUUUGGGAUCUACAUGGAGAAGUUAUUAAGAGAAAACAUCCAGAAGUCUGUCAGGACCUGCAGUACUGCACUCAAAGCAUUUACUUUUACCAAGAUCCAUUUUGGACACGUACCUCUCAAGAUCACUGGAAUAAGAGCGUACACACAUGAAGUGGAACAUAGGGAAGUGAUUCUGGACAUGAACUUAAGUUAUUCUGGUGAUGUGGACAUCGAUGCUCAGGUGAACUCAGCAAUCACAGCUGGUGUGAAAGGACUUAAACUCCAUGGGAUGAUGAGAGUUGUUUUAGAGCCUCUUAUUGGUCAAGCACCUCUGGUGGGAGGAGUCACUUUUUUCUUCAUUCGCCGCCCUACACUGGAAAUAAACUGGACUGGCAUGACAAAUGUUCUGGACAGCCCUGCUUUCGGUUCACUGUCAGAGGAGACUAUCGUAGACAUCAUCGCUUCUCUCAUGGUGUUGCCCAACCGCAUGUGUAUUCCCCUCAUAGACCAGGUCAAAAUGGACCAAAUGAGGUUUCCACUUCCUCGUGGGGUGGUGAGGGUCCACUUGCUGGAGGCAAGAGAUCUGGUGGCUAAGGAUACAUACAUGAUGGGUUUAGUGAAAGGCAAAUCAGACCCCUAUGCCACACUCAGAGUGGGCAACAUACACUUCAAAAGCAAGACCAUCAAAGAGAAUUUGCACCCAAAAUGGAAUGAAGUGUAUGAGUUUGUUGUCCAUGAAGCGCCGGGCCAAGAGCUGGAAUUAGAGCUCUAUGAUGAGGACACAGACAAAGAUGAUUUUCUUGGAAGAUAUAACCUCGAUUUGGGAGAAGUGAAGAAGGGAAAACAAAUGGAUCAGUGGUUUGCUCUGGAGGAUAUACAGCACGGUGAAGUUCAUCUUAAGCUCCAGUGGUUUUCCCUUCAGACUGACACCAGCCUGAUGAAGGAGUCCACCGACAACCUUGCCUGUGCUAUGCUUGCAGUGUAUCUGGACAAUGCCACUGAUCUACCAAAAGAUGGCCGUGAGGCUGCAGACCGUCAUAAACAUGGGAAGAACCCCAAAGAAGAACGG